Messenger RNA from Prosopis cineraria, 1752 nucleotides. Its product is annotated as trimethyltridecatetraene synthase-like. Gene Ontology annotation, molecular function: heme binding; monooxygenase activity; oxidoreductase activity, acting on paired donors, with incorporation or reduction of molecular oxygen. The record is from RefSeq and is a predicted model, not a curated record. The coding region runs from base 25 to 1554 and encodes 509 amino acids. The transcript has 2 exons. NCBI's taxonomy places the organism in Eukaryota, Viridiplantae, Streptophyta, Magnoliopsida, Fabales, Fabaceae.
GCAGUCCAUCGCCCAAUAACAACUAUGGCAGUGGAAUUGGCGGGCUUUCCAACGGCAGCCGCAUGGCUCGCAACCUUCGCCGUCCUCCUCCUCUUCGGCCGCCACCUCCGCCGCCGCCGAUACAACCUGCCACCCGGCCCAAGGCCCUGGCCCGUCAUCGGCAACCUCAACCUCAUAGGCCACCUCCCUCACCGCUCCAUCCACGCCCUCUCUGAAAAAUACGGCCCCAUCAUGCACGUCUGGUUUGGAUCCAACCCAGUUGUUGUCGGCUCCUCCGUUGAGUUGGCCAGAGAGUUCCUCAAAACCCACGACGCUACCCUGGCCGGCCGCCCCAAGUUCGCCGCCGGCAAGUACACCACCUACAACUACUCCGACAUCACUUGGUCCCAGUACGGCCCGUACUGGCGACAAGCUCGCAAAAUGUGCCUGACGGAACUGUUCAGCGCUAAACGCCUAGAAUCCUACGAGUACAUCAGAAGAGAAGAGUUGAAAGCUCUUCUGAAGGAAUUACACGAUUCGGCGAGCAAGACCAUAGUGCUGAAAGAUCACCUCACAACUCUGAGCCUGAACGUUAUAAGUAGGAUGGUACUGGGGAAGAAGUACACGGAGAAGAGCGAUGACGCGAUCGUGUCGCCGGAGGAGUUCAAGAAGAUGCUGGACGAGCUGUUCCUGUUGAACGGAGUGUUUAACAUCGGAGACUUCAUCCCGUGGAUCGAUUUUCUGGAUCUGCAGGGUUACAUAAAGAGGAUGAAGGCGUUGAGCAAGAAGUUCGAUAGAUUCAUGGAACACGUUUUGGAUGAACAUAACGAAAGAAGAAGAGGGGUUUCAGAUUAUGUCCCUAAAGAUAUGGUGGACGUGCUUCUUCAACUUGCAGAUGAUCCCACUCUCGAGGUCAAGCUCGAGAGGCAUGGAGUCAAAGCCUUUUCUCAGGACUUAAUAGCCGGAGGAACAGAGAGCUCGGCAGUAACAGUAGAAUGGGCAAUCUCAGAGCUUCUGAGAAAGCCGGAGAUAUUCGAGAAGGCGACGGAGGAGCUGGACAGAGUGAUCGGAAGAGAUCGAUGGGUUGAAGAGAAAGACGUCCCCAACUUACCCUACAUCAACGCCAUAGCCAAAGAAACCAUGAGGCUCCACCCUGUGGCUCCCAUGCUGGUGCCGAGAAUGGCCAGAGACGACGUCAAGAUUGCCGGCUACGACAUCCCCAAAGGAACUCAGGUGCUGGUGAACGUCUGGACCAUCGGAAGAGACCCGACGAUAUGGGAAAAUCCGAACGAGUUCGAACCAGAGAGGUUCUUGAGUAAGAACAUCGACGUGAAGGGGCAUGACUUCGAGCUUUUGCCGUUCGGAGCAGGAAGAAGAAUGUGCCCGGGAUAUCCUCUGGGGUUGAAGGUGAUUCAGGCGAGCUUGGCGAAUCUGUUGCAUGGGUUUCAUUGGAGACUGAAGGACGGGAUGAAGAAGGAGGAUGUAAGUAUGGAGGAGAUCUUCGGGCUCUCUACUCCCAAGAAACUGCCACUUGAAGCUGUGGUUGAGCCCAGACUUGCUCCUCAUCUUUACUAAUGGGGGCCUCCAUUUCCAGCUAUCUACGAUCUCAAGUUUAGGUUAUAUAUCGUCUCUAGUAAGAUUAAGAGUUUGAGGGAGAUAGAGUAUUGUAACCUAAUAAAUAUAUGCUGAUGGGUAUAUUGAUGUUUCUGGGUUUGCUUAAAUUUUCUCCCACAUGAAAUUAAAUAUUGAGAAUGUUGGGGCUUUUACAGUUCA